AUGAGCAAGCCAGUUCAUGAGAAAGCCGUGAUAAUAGGGAUCUCGGGGCCCUCGAGCAGCGGCAAGACGACCCUUGCGCGGUUACUGCAGCGUGUAUUCUGCGGGGUGAAUCUUAAGCCCAAGGAUUCACGUCUAAACACCUUCAUAAUCCACGAAGAUGAUUUCUAUUUCCCGGACGAUAAAAUCCCCUACACAACCACCGCCUCCGGCGAGAAGAUUCAAGACUGGGAUACAGCCUCCGCAAUCGACAUCCCCUUUCUCUCGCAGGCACUACACUACGUGCGCGAAAACGGGACACUCCCACCGCGACUACGGAGCAAGGAAGACCAAAACGACGCGACGGAUUCCGGCGUGUCCGACAAGAUCGUACAGGAGUUGAGGGAUAUUGUUGGGUCUCGGUUACGGAACAAAGCAGCAGAGAAAAGCACCGAGAGCCCGACUAUUGCGUUCUUAGAGGGAUUUUUGCUAUUUGCGCCGCCUGAGCAAGAACAGCACGUCCUCCGUUCCGUCCAUGACGCUAUACAUCUCCCUCUCUUCCUGCCUGCGGCAUAUGAGCUUGUUAAGGCUAGACGCGAGGGGAGGAGUGGGUAUGUGACUGUUGGGCCGGUGCCGGAGCCGCCAGCGCAGAUUACUGAAGAUGGGGGGGAUAGUCAGGAAGGAAAGACAGGGACAGAUAUUGAUCUUGAAGCUGAGGAUGAUCGGCCACCUCAGAAUUUCUGGGUUGAUCCGCCCGGGUAUGUGGAUGAUGUUGUCUGGCCGCGGUAUGUGACGGAUCAUGCCUGGUUGUUGAUUGCCGAGGAUGAAGAUGAGGAUCAGAAGGACGGUAGUCAGGCUCUGACGGAGGCUGAGCUUGUUCGGAGGAUUGGGGAUGGGACUAAGGCUAGGACUGAUGUUGGGGUCGAGGUUGCACCGGGGUGUGGGAGUGCAGGGAUGGAUGUUGUUUUGAGGUGGGCCGUUGAGUUGAUUUUGGGGUAUUAUUUGGAUCGGAUGGGGGUAUAG
Molecule: messenger RNA, 999 nt
Organism: Penicillium hordei
Lineage: Eukaryota; Fungi; Ascomycota; Eurotiomycetes; Eurotiales; Aspergillaceae
Product: ribosylnicotinamide kinase
Exons: 2
Coding region: 1-999 (332 amino acids)
Cellular component (GO): cytoplasm
Molecular function (GO): ATP binding; kinase activity
Source: RefSeq, a predicted model, not a curated record